This is a messenger RNA of Aegilops tauschii subsp. strangulata, 592 nucleotides long. Lineage: Eukaryota; Viridiplantae; Streptophyta; Magnoliopsida; Poales; Poaceae. The record is from RefSeq and is a predicted model, not a curated record.
UCCAGCCCAAGUGUCUCUGUGAAUUUUCCAAAAAGGUCCCCAGCCCAUUACUCCCCAAUCGUAUCUCUUCCGAUCUGAUCUCUAGUCAACGUUGCAACUCGCCGGCGGCCACGGCCGCCCAAUCCCAGUAGCAGGCAAAAUAUGUACGCGUGGUUGCUGCGAGGGUGCCGACAGCCUGCCGUGUGGGUGGCCGUUGCAACGGCAACCUCGGAUGGAGAUCCAUAUUGAUUUCCGUCGCAUAGGCAGCCUGGGACGACAGCCUCGGACGGAGAUCCAUGUCGAUGACCAUCGCAUCGGCAGCCUGCGCCGGAGGUCCGCGUACAAGGCGGGCUGCAUGCCGGCGGCGACGGCCUGUCAUGGAGACAACAGCAAGCGACCACCACACUCCGGCUACGGCCGUGACCAACAGGUUCCGACGAAGACGGGCGACCACCACAUCCCAACGACGACGGCGACGGCGACCUCAACAGCACAACCCCAAAGUUGGGAGAGAGAGACAGAGCAACUGGGAAAGAUCAUGUGCUGGCUGCCUGGGCUAGAAUGGACAAUAUAUCUUCUACGGAAAAUGACAAUAUAAACAUGUUUGCUAGAA